Xenia sp. Carnegie-2017 is the source of this 3343-nucleotide messenger RNA. RefSeq lists its product as uncharacterized. NCBI's taxonomy places the organism in Eukaryota, Metazoa, Cnidaria, Anthozoa, Malacalcyonacea, Xeniidae. The record is from RefSeq and is a predicted model, not a curated record. The transcript is spliced from 2 exons. Bases 72 to 2510 code for a protein of 812 amino acids.
AUUUACCCUGGAGAUGUUUACCCCAGAGUCUUUACCUGUGGAGGUGUUUACCUCAGACUCUUUACCUGGAGAUGUUUACCCCAGAGUCUUUACCUGGAGGUGUUUACCUCAGGAUAUUUACCUGGAGUGUUUACCCCAGAGUCUUUACCUGUGGAGGUGUUUACCUCAGACUCUUUACCUGGAGAUGUUUACCCCAGAGUCUUUACCUGUGGAGGUGUUUACCUCAGACUCUUUACCUGGAGAUGUUUACCCCAGAGUCUUUACUUGUGGAGGUGUUUACCUCAGACUCUUUACCUGGAGAUGUUUACCCCAGAGUCUUUACCUGUGGAGGUGUUUACCUCAGACUCUUUACCUGGAGAUGUUUACCCCAGAGUCUUUACCUGUGGAGGUGUUUACCUCAGACUCUUUACCUGGAGAUGUUUACCCCAGAGUCUUUACCUGUGGAGGUGUUUGCCUCAGACUCUUUACCUGGAGAUGUUUACCCCAGAGUCUUUACUUGUGGAGGUGUUUACCUCAGACUCUUUACCUGGAGAUGUUUACCCCAGAGUCUUUACUUGUGGAGGUGUUUACCUCAGACUCUUUACCUGGAGAUGUUUACCCCAGAGUCUUUACCUGUGGAGGUGUUUACCUCAGGAUAUUUACCUGGAGAUGUUUACCCCAGAGUCUUUACCUGUGGAGGUGUUUACCUCAGACUCUUUACCUGGAGAUGUUUACCCCAGAGUCUUUACCUGGAGGUGUUUACCUCAGGAUAUUUACCUGGAGGUGUUUACCCCAGAGUCUUUACCUGUGGAGGUGUUUACCUCAGACUCUUUACCUGGAGAUGUUUACCCCAGAGUCUUUACCUGUGGAGGUGUUUACCUCAGACUCUUUACCUGGAGAUGUUUACCCCAGAGUCUUUACUUGUGGAGGUGUUUACCUCAGACUCUUUACCUGGAGAUGUUUACCCCAGAGUCUUUACCUGGAGGUGUUUACCUCAGGAUAUUUACCUGGAGGUGUUUACCCCAGAGUCUUUACCUGGAGAUGUUUACCCCAGAGUCUUUACCUGUGGAGGUGUUUACCUCAGACUCUUUACCUGGAGAUGUUUACCUCAGAGUCUUUACCUGUGGAGGUGUUUACCUCAGGAUAUUUACCUUGGAGAUGUUUACCCCAGAGUCUUUACCUGUGGAGGUGUUUACCUCAGACUCUUUACCUGGAGAUGUUUACCCCAGAGUCUUUACCUGUGGAGGUGUUUACCUCAGGAUAUUUACCUGGAGAUGUUUACCCCAGAGUCUUUACCUGUGGAGGUGUUUACCUCAGACUCUUUACCUGGAGAUGUUUACCCCAGAGUCUUUACUUGUGGAGGUGUUUACCUCAGACUCUUUACCUGGAGAUGUUUACCCCAGAGUCUUUACUUGUGGAGGUGUUUGCCUCAGACUCUUUACCUGGAGAUGUUUACCCCAGAGUCUUUACUUGUGGAGGUGUUUACCUCAGACUCUUUACCUGGAGAUGUUUACCCCAGAGUCUUUACCUGUGGAGGUGUUUACCUCAGGAUAUUUACCCUGGAGAUGUUUACCCCAGAGUCUUUACCUGUGGAGGUGUUUACCUCAGACUCUUUACCUGGAGAUGUUUACCCCAGAGUCUUUACCUGGAGGUGUUUACCUCAGGAUAUUUACCUGGAGGUGUUUACCCCAGAGUCUUUACCUGUGGAGGUGUUUACCUCAGACUCUUUACCUGGAGAUGUUUACCCCAGAGUCUUUACCUGGAGGUGUUUACCUCAGACUCUUUACCUGGAGAUGUUUACCCCAGAGUCUUUACUUGUGGAGGUGUUUACCUCAGACUCUUUACCUGGAGAUGUUUACCCCAGAGUCUUUACCUGGAGGUGUUUACCACAGGAUAUUUACCUGGAGGUGUUUACCCCAGAGUCUUUACCUGUGGACGUGUUUACCUCAGACUCUUUACCUGGAGAUGUUUACCUCAGAGUCUUUACCUGUGGAGGUGUUUACCUCAGGAUAUUUACCUGGAGAUGUUUACCCCAGAGUCUUUACCUGUGGAGGUGUUUACCUCAGACUCUUUACCUGGAGAUGUUUACCCCAGAGUCUUUACCUGUGGAGGUGUUUACCUCAGACUCUUUACCUGGAGGUGUUUACCCCAGAGUCUUUACCUGUGGAGGUGUUUACCUCAGGAUAUUUACCUGGAGAUGUUUACCCCAGAGUCUUUACCUGUGGAGGUGUUUACCUCAGGAUAUUUACCUGGAGAUGUUUAUCCCAGAGUCUUUACCUGUGGAGGUGUUUACCUCAGACUCUUUACCUGGAGAUGUUUACCCCAGAGUCUUUACUUGUGGAGGUGUUUACCUCAGACUCUUUACCUGGAGAUGUUUACCCCAGAGUCUUUACCUGUGGAGGUGUUUACCUCAGACUCUUUACCUGGAGAUGUUUACCCCAGAGUCUUUACCUGGAGGUGUUUACCUCAGGAUAUUUACCUUGGAGAUGUUUACCCCAGGAUCUUUACAUCCCAGACUCUUUACCUGGUAGUGUUUACCCCAGAAUCUUUACCCUGGAGGGGUUUAUCUUAGGGUCUUUACCCUGAGGUGUUUACCCAGAGUUUUUACUCUGGAGAUGUUUACCCCAGACUCUUUACCUGGAAGUGUUUACCCCAGGAUCUUUACCCUGAAGGUGUUUAACUCUGGUUAUUUUCUUUGACUUUCGUCAAGCAGUAGUAGAAAGGGAGGCACUUUAAAAUACUCUUCAAAAAACAAAUACUUCUGCAUAGAAGAAGCGCUCUAAUUUUUACGCUCAGUGGUCAAAAACCUUUCAAAGAAUAAUAUGCAGUGUCUGCAGGCGCAUCAUGUUGAGAGACGCGCUUGAAAUCAACUCGAAGUCAAACACAUGUUCAACGUUAUUGUGUUUGCAUUUGAUGAGCAGCUUGUUUUAAGUGAUUAAUGGCAGUAACGACUUGAAUUUUUUUGAAAGGAAUAAUGCCGUUCAUAUAGUUACGUUCAAGGCAAUUAUCGAUGAAUGAAACCAUGUGUUCGUAGCGCUCAUGUCAGCAUACGACACACUCAGUUACUAUAAAUAUACGAAAUACAACAUUAUCGUUCGUACAGACAUAUGGGAACGCGAGUUUAAGUAAACAUCCGACUGUAUGCCACAAAUAUCGUGUGUCCUCUAAGUAAUUUUUAAGUGCAUUUGACAAACAAAGUUCGGCCGGAGCCAAUAGAAAAACACCAAUAGCACUUUAUUCAACCUUGGUGGCAUACAUUUACAUUGGCAAAGUGUAAUAAAAAGGUUGAAUGACGUUACGGUUCAGUGCAAUCUUACUGAUGUCAACUUCAGAUAUGGUUUGUUUUUGAACGAAUCAGCGCAUA